Messenger RNA from Prorocentrum cordatum, 1737 nucleotides. NCBI's taxonomy places the organism in Eukaryota, Dinophyceae, Prorocentrales, Prorocentraceae. The record is from the annotation of a GenBank genome assembly.
GCGACCGCGCGACACCGCGCUGGGCGCGGCGCGCAGCAUGCCCGGUCACCCGCCGCGCGGCUUCGCGCAGCCGCCGCGAUGACUCGCGUGCCUGGUGCGCUGGCGGGGAUGGCGCGAGGGGGCCCGGCCGAGUCCGGCGGGCCGACCUUCGUCUUCGUCGUCCUCCUCGUCACCAGCAGCAUGGUCAACUUCGACUCCGGCGGCACGGCGGCCAUCCUGGUGCACCUCGGCAGGGGCUGCCCAGGGCCGCCAGGGCACGGGAGCCCAGGGGCGGCGUGGACUCCAGACCCGAGCUACCCGUGCCUGAGCGAGUCGGACAAGGGCGUCCUGUGCUCAGCUGCUUACGUAGGUCUGUGCCUCGGUUGCCCCCUGGCAGGUGAACUGCUGAGAACUCGCAGCGAGAAGAGGGUUCUGCUCUUGAGCCUCGCGGGUAACGUGCUUGCCACGGUGGUGUUCUCGAACGUGCUGAACAAGCAUGGCCUCUGGGCCGCCAAGCUUGCCGUGGGCGCCACUCAGAGUGCGAUCAGCAUCUACGCGCCUGUCUGGGUGUCCAAGUUUGCGCCCCCAGCUAGCAAGACCCUGUGGUAUGGCCUCAUGCAGUCGAGCGCGGCGAUUGGCAACCUGUUCGGCUACGCGGUUUGUGGGUACCUGGUCGAACUGGGCGUGUACUACCAGAGGGCCUUCCAGAUACAGGCUCUCUGGCUGGCCGCCACGUGCGCCCUGCUCCUGCAACUGCCGAGCCAGCGCAUCGACGUCAGUGCCCAGCCCGCGAUGGCGGACCUGCAGCUCGCCGACCCGAGCUUACUGCACUCCAAGGGCCUGUCCAGCGUACCCCGGCUGGCACUGCUGCUGCAGGUCUACGGACGGGGCAGCGUGUCCUUGGGGAAGGUGCGUGUGCAGCGGCCUUCAGCGCUUGCUGCUUCGCCAGAGUCUGGUGCAGCCGCGCAGCUCGCAGCGCUUCUCGAGCAGCCCAUGUUCCUUGCCACUGGGAGUGCCAUCUGCGGCCUGUACUUCGUGGUCACGGCCGUCCAGUACUGGGCCUCCCAGUUCUUCGUCGUCGAGUUCGGGCGCAGCGGUGCCGAGGUGACGACGGCGUUCCUCUUCGUGGCCGGGUCCGCGCCCCUGCUCGGGGUGGUGAUCGGCAGCUGGAUCGUGGACCGCGCAGGAGGCUACGAGACGCCGGAGCAGGUGGCCCACGCGUGCAUGCUGGUCACCUCCUGGGGAGCCGUCGCAGCGCUCGGGGGCGUGCUCGCGGUAGCCUUGGACCCCGCGCCGCCAGGCCAUCCGAGCGCCCCUCUGCGCUUCUACCUCGUGGUGUGCUGCGUGUGGGUCCAGCUCCUGUUCGGCGGGGCCGCGCUGCCCGCCGUGACGGGCGUCUGCAUGGGCUCCGUGCCCGAGGGCCUGAGGAAGAGCGCCUCCUCGUGGGCGAUGGUCUUCUACAACGUCUUCGGGUUCUCUCUCGGCGCCUACCUCCCUGGCUGCAUCGCCGAGCGCUCCUCCCUGAGGCUAGCGAUGCACGCCGUUUUCUUGUCGCCCCUCGCCUGCUGCGCGGCCAUGGCGCUGGCGCUGCUGCUCGCCCGCCGCGCCGCACGGGGCGAGACCGGGCCGCUCUGGGGCCUGCCGUGGCCCGGCGGCUCCGACUGCGCGGCCCCCCUCGCCGGCGGGGACGCCCUCCGGGGCCGGCCCAGCUACGGCACGGAGCUCACCUGGCAGAGCUGGCUGGGGCGAGGGGAGUGA